Trichoderma aggressivum f. europaeum is the source of this 726-nucleotide messenger RNA. RefSeq lists its product as uncharacterized. The record is from RefSeq and is a predicted model, not a curated record. The coding region runs from base 1 to 726 and encodes 241 amino acids. Lineage: Eukaryota; Fungi; Ascomycota; Sordariomycetes; Hypocreales; Hypocreaceae. Gene Ontology annotation, molecular function: oxidoreductase activity, acting on the CH-OH group of donors, NAD or NADP as acceptor. The transcript has 4 exons.
AUGGAGCUGUUUUCUCUGGCUGGCAAGACUGCUCUAGUAACCGGAGGCACUCGCGGUAUUGGCCAAGCUAUCGCCACAGGGCUUGCUGAGGCCGGUGCAGAUAUUGUUCUUGUCCAGCGAAGUACAGAGGAGGGUGUUACAAAGCAGAGCAUCGAAGCUCUGGGACGCAAAUGCCACAUUGUGGUGGCAGAUCUGAGCGACCGAAGCAAUGUACAUGGCCUGAUUGCCUCUGUGACUGAGGCACAUCAUAUCGACAUCCUCAUCAACAAUGCCGGGAUCAUGCGACGAUAUCCCGCAACUGAGACUUCACAGGAGGUGCUGGACGAGGUCAUGGAGGUCAACUUCAACGGCCCCUUUAUUCUGUGCCGCGACAUGGGCAGAUACUGGAUCGAUAACAAGAUCGACGGCCGGCUUAUCAACAUUGCCAGUCUAUCCACAUUCCAGGGCGGCGUGAGAAUGGCUGCGUAUUCCUCCAGCAAGGGGGCAGUGGGCCAACUUACAAAAGCUCUUAGCAACGAGUGGGCACAGCACAAGAUUCGCGUCAACGCAAUUGCACCAGGCAACCCGGAUCAGACAUAUUACCAGUCCAUCGUGACACGCAUCCCCAUGGGGCACUGGGGGAAGCCGGAGGAUUUCAAGGGACCAGCCGUAUUCCUGGCUUCUGACGCAAGCUCCUACGUGUCUGGAGAAACGAUUGUGGUCGAUGGCGGGUGGAUGGCACGCUGA